AUGAAGAAGAUGAAUGUAGGUCUGAUUCUUUUCUCGGUGGCCUUGGCCGCGGCGGCAACAGGGGGGGCUCGUCGCUUCGAUCCGAGCACCCUGCUGGCUGAGAUGAUGGAGGAGAAUGGUGAGGCAAACUACUUGAUGAAGUCGGCCACCACUGCCUGCUGCAACAACUGCAUCUGUACUAAAUCAGAGCCACCAGAAUGCAAGUGUCAUGACUGGGGAGAAACUUGUCAUUCUGCUUGUAAGUCUUGUGCCUGCUUUGAAUCGUUGCCUCCGAAGUGUCGUUGUUUUGAUACCACCACUUUCUGCUAUGAUCCUUGCCCUCAGUAG
Molecule: messenger RNA, 327 nt
Organism: Neltuma alba
Lineage: Eukaryota; Viridiplantae; Streptophyta; Magnoliopsida; Fabales; Fabaceae
Product: Bowman-Birk type wound-induced trypsin inhibitor-like
Exons: 1
Coding region: 1-327 (108 amino acids)
Cellular component (GO): extracellular region
Molecular function (GO): serine-type endopeptidase inhibitor activity
Source: RefSeq, a predicted model, not a curated record